AUGCGGUUGCAAGGAUGUGGUCUGAGUGGUGGUGUGAACGGUAGUGUUCUUUCGUCGCCUACAAGGGUGUUUGUCAGAGGUAAAAGAACGAAAUCUAAAAGUUCUCUUUCGCCUCAGGUUCAGAGGGCUGUUACUCAGCUUUCUGUUCUGUCAGCUAGUAGGAAGCAGCCCAAGCUUUUAAAGUUGUGUAAUGAGGAUCUUAUUAAACAUCAGACAAUCCAGACGUGUUGGUCGCAGUACCAGAAAAACCUGCGUGAGGAGCGUCAAGCGCAGAUGAGACUACAAUAUGAAAGUAUGCAGACAGCUAUGAAUUUAUUGAAGCAAGUAGAUGGUUCUUUGUUUGAAGCAGCCAAUGCGAAAGAGGUGGGGAAGAGGUUUCCUCUUGAGCUGAGGGUUCCUACGGAGUAUCCUCCAAAUAAAAUCUGGCAUUAUGAGUUCAAAGACAAAAACUGA
This is a messenger RNA of Eremothecium cymbalariae DBVPG#7215, 453 nucleotides long. It is a transcript of the gene MRPL28, whose product is annotated as mitochondrial 54S ribosomal protein mL40. The coding region runs from base 1 to 453 and encodes 150 amino acids. The record is from RefSeq and is a predicted model, not a curated record. Lineage: Eukaryota; Fungi; Ascomycota; Saccharomycetes; Saccharomycetales; Saccharomycetaceae. Gene Ontology annotation, molecular function: structural constituent of ribosome. The transcript has a single exon. Gene Ontology annotation, biological process: mitochondrial translation.